AUGUCCAAAGUGAACAGAAGAAAGGAAAUCAAGGAAAAGGAGGCGUUUCAACUCCGAUUCCAACUAGCACUCAACGAGUCCAACAACACAGUCGCCAAUUGGCUACCGAAGCAGAAUGAAGAAACAGAGAAACCAUCAGGGGAUGAUUUUCUAAAUCUCCCGAUUCUCACAAACGGCCUGGGGCUCUACGAGCUAGAAGAGGAUGACGAGGCGCAAAAGACAAUAUCCGAUUUCGUCAACCCGGAGAAAGACCCACAAAAGGUGAAAGUACAAGAGAAUCGCCAGAACCAGGCAGGCACCAAAGCCAUGACCGCCUUGAUCAACAAGAUGAGAAACGACAGUCGUGGGCGGGCCAAUAACAAAGACGGACAAGGCCCCAAGAAAAAAGAAACGCAGAAGCAGAAGCAGAAGCCUGUGAAGGUGGAGGUCGAACUGGACAGUGACGAGGAGGAGAGAAAGAUCAGUGCACAAAGAAGCACGAAAAAGGCCACCAAAGUGUCCAAGCGUCCCUUCUGA
Messenger RNA from Candidozyma duobushaemuli, 516 nucleotides. RefSeq lists its product as uncharacterized. Gene Ontology annotation, cellular component: 90S preribosome. The record is from RefSeq and is a predicted model, not a curated record. Gene Ontology annotation, biological process: ribosomal small subunit biogenesis. NCBI's taxonomy places the organism in Eukaryota, Fungi, Ascomycota, Pichiomycetes, Serinales, Metschnikowiaceae. The transcript has 2 exons. The coding region runs from base 1 to 516 and encodes 171 amino acids.